Messenger RNA from Porites lobata, 6238 nucleotides. The record is from the annotation of a GenBank genome assembly. Lineage: Eukaryota; Metazoa; Cnidaria; Anthozoa; Scleractinia; Poritidae.
AUGACCAAGUUCAACGCUUUCGAUGACCACUGUGAUGCUUCAGCUGUAUUGACAUUGCUUGGGAGUGUUCCUGUGUUCUCAAGCGUUGUGCGAACUGCUGCUGGUGUUGUUAAAGGACGUGUAAGGAAUGAGUGGGCGCACUGUAUGUUCAGUAAGUGGGACGUCGCCAAGUUUCAGGAGGUCUUUGCUGAUAUGGCAGAUCUUAUACAAAAAUUGGGUUUACCAGCUGCAGAUGAAGCAAAGCUUCUUGGAGAACUAAACGACUGGGAAACAAAAGGUAAAAGAACUAAUAACCACUCGAAACUAUUUAAGCACUUAAAAGGUAACAUGACAAAGAGUUUUCACUGCUUCCUGUCUGCCAGUAGACCAAUGAAAAGUCAAGUGAACAUUAAAUCUGCAAAGCUGAUGAUACAACUGACAACUAAGCUUUGUGGCAUUUAUGAAUGGUUCUGGCAUUUGCGGAAAACAAAACAUAUGAAAAACUUGGUUUUUAGGUGCUUUUGUUUGCUUUUCCCAUUUUUUGUUUCCCAUCCCCACCUUUUUCUAUUUAAAAGAGAUUUAGUCUGUCGGUUAUGACCGGAAUGUCUCUGAAAAGAACUUCCUCUCCCAUCAUUUUGUACUAUCUCCUUGUUUUAAAGGGUUUUACCUCUGUAUGAACUCCCCUGUGGACCAGGAUUUACUUCAGCUGGUUCAGCAAAACGUGGAAUCACUGAAAGACGCUGUAAAAGAUAUGUCUGAAGAAUCAGAGAACGAAAAGAAGAAGGUUGUCGAUGAACUGCUAAGGUGCUCGACAGCUUUGGAAGACAUAAAGCAGAGAGUGGAGCUGAUUGAAAACAAAGUUGACGUUUUUGAAAACAAAGUUGGUGGCGUUGAAGGGAAAGUUGAUGGUUUUGAAAAGAGAGUUGAUGGUGUUGAAAACGUAUUUGAUGGUUUUCAAAACAGAGUCCAUGGAAUAGAGAACAUAGUUGAUGGUGUUGAAAACAGAGUUGGCAGAGUUGAGGGAACUGUAUCUGAACUGAAAGGUAUAUAUUUAAUGACUUGAAUUUUUGUUGACUGAAUUUUGCACGUUAUUUAAGAGAGCAUGGGAUACAUAAGAGGUUAAAACAGACUUAAGGUCUCGGUAAAGGAAAACGAGGUGCCCACAGAAAAAAAUUCUAGUCGCGCGAGUAUUUUCGCUACAAAGGCAAGUUAUAUAUCAAAUUAAAGCUUAAAGACUAAAUUACCUUAUAAAAGAUUUUAUUUCAUCGAAUUUCAAAAGGCGCUGAAGUUUUUUUGCUCUCGAACUCAGAGGUAUCGAUUUUACUGCUGAAGCUCCAGCCCUUUCGCGUUGUUAAAUAUUCACUUCCUUUUUAUUGCAUCUGAUUGACAGAUAAAAGACCUAAAAAAGGGUGUGAGGAAAUUUGCAUAUGUCUCGUAUUAGCGGAAUUAUUGCAUUUCAAACUAAAAAGUGGAAUCUCGAGCGCGAUUUACGCAAAGAAACUGACAUAAAAUGAGUUACAAAGGGAAAUCGGAAAAUUCCUCACACACUUUUUUAGGUCUUUUAUCUGUCAAUCAGAUGCAAUAAAAAGGAAGUGAAUAUUUAACAACGCGAAAGGGCUGGAGCUUCAGCAGUAAACUCGAUACCUCUGAGUUCGAGAGCAAAAUACUUAAGUCCCUUUUGAAAUUCGAUGAAAUAAAAUCUUUUAUAAGGUAAUUUAGUCUUUUAGCUUUAAUUUGAUAUAUAACUUGCCUUUGUAGAGAAAAUACUCGCGCGACUAGAAUUUUUUUCUUUGGGCACCUCGUUUUCCUUUACCGAGACCUUAAGUUUGUGAAUUCAUUUUCAUUAAGAUAUUAAGUAGUUCCAUUGCAGUGUCAGAUGUGCUAAAAUUUAUUUGGACAGCUCUCAUGUACAUUUUAAAUUUUCUUUCCAGUGUCAGUCGAAGCCACAAGCGGGAGAGUGGAGAGCCUGGAGGACGAGUUACGGAAACACAGUGAAGAAUUGUUAAAGCGUACAAAUUCAGGUACACUUUCCCUUUUGAAGCUUAAAAUUGAACUCUAUUGAGUAAUAAUAUAAAUACUACUCUUUAGCUGAGCAUGUUAUGGAGAAGUUUUUACGGCAGAAAUUCUACACGAAAUAACGUCUUGAAAAGCACUUUUGUUUCCUUUCAAAAAAUAAUUACAAAAAUGACCAAGCUUACAUUUUGCAAUAGUUUAAAUCAGUUGUUCGUCUCUGCCUAUUUGGAUGUACCAAAUUGGCAACAAACUCUAUAGAGUUAAAUGUUUGGCAAAUUAGGUUUUAAGGUCCCCCCCCCCCCCCCCCCCCAAUGGAAACCAAGUAGUUACAAUGUUUAUUUACCAUCGAUCCUUUUGUAAGCACAAAUUAAGAUGAUUAGUGUGGUCGAGUAUGUGAACAAGGUUUGACCAGGAGUAAAAACCUGAUCUUUUGCAAUAUGACGUCAUCAAAAAGGUAGCGGUUUGAGGAAAAAUCCAAAAAACAGAUGCGGGGAGUAGUAAACAUGAUUUUCAUGUUUCAUCCCCACCACACAUCACAUAUAGACAUGGUGGAAGACUGUUUCAAUUUUCACUAAGGCCCCGUUGUUAUGGCUAAAACCCGUCGCGGCCGGAUUGAAGGGUCACCCUCCCAGCCGAGUAAACCUUAGCGAGCGUUUAUAUGGGUGAAAAGUUGACCCCUUUGCCCGAGCCAAAGGGGCUAGGGCAUGCGGUGAUUGUCUCAACUUGACUAAGUUGACUUAGCUGGACGAGCCAAAGUGUUUAUUUGGAGAAAAGAUGAGUUGGGUGAUGAUUCAAUAAAGUUUAUUUCAUAUAUUAAUUCAGUGAUAAGCAGUGGUCAAGACGAUGAAGGUCUUCCUCUAUUUUUUUUUAGUCCUUGCAGGAGGAUCCCUAUAUUUCGAUAAAGAUACAUUGCACUAAAUGAAACAUUUCCUUUUCUUCUUAAGGCACGCAGAUUUUGCUCGGUCAGCCUAGUCUACCACCAAAUGCUUGUGACUUUAUUGGCCGCGAAAGAGAGAUCAAAGAGAUCGCAAGCCACUUGAAAUCUCCAUUAACUCGAGUCGUCUCCAUCCAUGGCCCACCAGGAUCUGGAAAAUCUGAGGUUGCAAUAGCAGUGGGUCAUAAUCUCAAAUCUGAGGGAAAGGCCAUUUACCACAUUGACCUUGCUGACGUCAACACAGAGGAUGACCUAAUAUCAGCAAUUCUGCGUUUUUUUAGCGACCAAUCGCUGGGACCCUUGCAGCCGCUCGAUUUCCUUUUAAAACAGUUUAGUUUAAUUCAAGAUUCUGUUUCGCCUUUUUUUACUCUAGACAACGCCGACAGCUUAUUGCAAACAAGGAAAUCAAGAGACCGCUUUUUGAAAAUAAUUAAGCAAAUUAUAAUGAGUUCUGCCAGUGUAAAAAUCUUGGUUGCUGCCAGAGAAUCAUCUGAGUGUAGAAAACUAAAACCACUAGGGCAAAAGUUAGUAAGAAUAGGAUCUGUUGACAACGUGUUUUCUCAGAAACUAGUGCAGAAUUUCUUUCCUGAAGGUUGCGAUAGAGACUGGAGGAAAGUGGCGCUGUUUUGCGGACAUAUGCCUUUUGCUAUUAGGCUCUUUUGUAACAACAUGCCCCGAAAUGAGUUGCCGUUAAGCCAAGCCAUAGACAACUUUAUCAGUUUGAUUGAAAGUGAUCUAUCUAAAUUGGAUGAUAAGGACGAGCUAGAAGAAGAGAAACUGAAUGCCAUCUUGGAAUCAUCAUACCAGAUACUCUCACCCGAAAACAAAGAAUUUUACGUAUCAUUGUCCGUGAUUCCUGGCUUGUUUCAUGAGAAGGUUGCCGCAGCUGUGUGGGGAAUAUCAACGCAUGAUGCUCAACGGACGCUACAAAGUCUUCAGAGAAAGUCGCUUAUAGAUUCUUGCGUUGUAUCCAAACCAUACAAAGUUCACAAUAUUUUUCGCUUGUUUGCACGGCAAAAAGGAGCACGAGAAAUGAAUGAGGUCAUUGUAAGGUCGACAACGCGUUUUAUUCAAUUCUAUAUUUCGCUUUUCGCUGAGCUUAACAAUGGCUUCCUUUCUGGACAGUCUAUGUCAGCUUUCAUAGACUUCUACGAAGACAAACAAAAUAUCAUGUCAAGUUUAAUCAACGGUUGUUUAAACAUUUCAACACGCGACAGUUGUUUUGACGGCUUGACACAGGGGAUGCUGUUUAUGGACGCUGUUUUAUGGAGCGACCGAGCCUCUUUUAACAAGAUCUAUGAUACAGCUAUAACUGAGGCAAAGCAGAGUACAGAUUCAACUGCAUACAAUGAGUUGGUUCUCGCAAAAACAUUCAGUGAAGUAACUUGGGGAAUAGAAGAAGUGGAAACAAAGCAGCUGCAAUGUAGUAAAAAAGAAGUUCUGUCCUGCGAUUCAGAUGAGCAGAAAGGAAAACUAUUAUGCUAUCUUGGCAUCCACAAGCUCGCGAAUGGACAAAUCAUGGAUGGUGUUACACAUUUGGAAAACUCUCUUGCGCAUUUUAAAAACAUAGCUGACCCAAUGCAGAAGAUCUUAAGGAUCCUCACUUUGCAGAUUCUUGAGCAAUAUUAUGAAUCAAUACAAUGCGUUGAUAAGGCGGCGACAUUUUUCGAGAAUGCAAAAGAGGAAUGUGGAACUAGAGAGCAACAAGGCCUUUUUCUAAUUCCCAAUAUACCAGGCAAAAACGUUAAGAUCAAAGAAGACGAACGGAGGAUGGCUAAUGAAGAAAAUCGCCCGCUUGAGUUGGAGGUAUACUUUCUUUUAACCAAGGCAACCAAAAUUUUCUCCUCUACCAAAACAAUGGAAUUAUUUGAACGCGAAGUUAACAAAAUGAAGAAAGAAAUAGAAGAAAAAUGCAACUCAUUCGAGAAUAUAAAAGUGGGUUCACUGUAUAUUCAUCGGUUUGUUGUUGGUGUGCUCGCAGAGAUGACCAGAUACGAAGAAGCAAUUGAAUCAAUUCAGGCUGCAAUAUGUCAUCAGGAAAAUGUAAUUUCAAUGGCUGGAGACAGCAAGGAGACCCACAAAGAGGCAUUGACGAGAAGCUACUCCUACCUUGCUGUUCUUCAAUUCCGCGUUCAAGAUUACAAUUCAAGCCUCAGGUCACAAAGGCGUGCAAUGGACAUUAAAAGAGAAAUUUUUGAUGAACAGCAUCCAGAUGUCGCCGACAGUUACCAUGAAUUUGCGAUCAUCUCCAGGACUAUUGGAGAUUGCGAUUCAGCUUUACAGUUUCAAAAGCGUGCUCUUGAGAUUCGUUUAAAUUUCGCUGAACAAAACCCUUUGAACGUGGCCGCUAGCUAUCAUGAAUUAGGGGUUACACAGUCCAAAAUGAAAGACUAUUCCUCUGCUUUGCGGUCACAUGAAAGUGCGCUUGCAAUACGAUUAAAGAAUCUUGGUAAGAAACACAGAGACACCGCCAACAGUUAUCAUGAGUUAGGAGUUACACAGUGGUAUCUGGAGAAAUACCAGUGCGCUCUUGAUUCGCAUCAGAACGCACUAAGGAUCUUACUUCAUGUCAUGGGAGAACAUCCCAAAGCAACAGCAGACAGCUACCACGAAAUUGGCAAGACUUAUUUCUGUCUAGAAGAUAACCGCGCAGCUCUUCAGUCGCACCUACGCGCAUUUCGUUUGAGGUUAGAAGUAUUAGGUGAGCAGCACACUGACACUGCCAACAGUUGCUGUGAAAUUGGGGUCACGCAGUUUGAAAUGGGAUGGUAUGCCUCCGCUCUUCAGUAUCACACUCGCGCACUGAACAUGAGACAGACAAUGCAUGGCAACUCGGUGCAUCCAGAGGUUGCUCAAAGUUUCUAUCAGUUAGGACGCGUGCAAUGUCAGAUGGAAAACUUUGACGAGGCUGUCAAUUCUCUUAGCCGAGCACUUUCGAUUAGAAAAGGUCUAAAGCAAGAACAAGACCUUGAAGCAGCCGAAGUUUAUCACGAAUUAGGGAAGGUGUUUAUUCACAAGGAAGACUUCACAUCAGCGUUUGAAAUGCAUCAGCUUGCUCUUGGAAUCCGCAAGAGUCAAAUGGGUGAAGAACACGCAUCAGUAGCCGACAGUCUCUUUCAGCUGGGUCUGGUAGAGUGGAAACAAGGGAGACAUGAGGAGUCACUUCAGCUGCAUCGAAGAGCAGCAGAUAUCAGGGAGAAAUACUUUGGCAAGAAGCACUAUAGAACGGCCGAAAGUUAUUUCCAGCUUGGGCAGAUGCUUUCUGAGUUGAAACGCCACAUUGAAGCCCAACAUUACACCAACAGGCACUAG